Molecule: messenger RNA, 1551 nt
Organism: Bradysia coprophila
Lineage: Eukaryota; Metazoa; Arthropoda; Insecta; Diptera; Sciaridae
Product: vitellogenin-like
Biological process (GO): lipid transport
Molecular function (GO): lipid carrier activity
Source: RefSeq, a predicted model, not a curated record
AAUAACAAAUAAUAGGACUCGUCAGCCGAUUCAAAUAAUUUAUAAUGAAGUGCUGCUAUUCUCAUCAGUAUUCUAGUCGUUGAGUGGACGAUAAUACAACGGUAUGAAUCGUGCAAUAAUAUUAACAGUGGCAUUGAUCGGUUUGGUGGCUGGCAACGGUGCCUGGGAACGAAACAAAGAGUAUACAUACAAGCUACUGGGGAGAACAUUAAAACCAUCCCCGGAAUCAAAUAACAAGUUUGUUGGUGUUAUUUCCCGGGCCUAUUUGACAAUACGACCACAGUCUGACAAUCUCUUAAUUGGGCAAAUUAGUCGAGCUGAGUAUGGGAAAGUGAAUGAAACUCUAACCGAGGAAUGGAUUUCCAAUUUGGAUAGUAGGAUAUUGAACAACUGGCCGUUGAAUAAGCCAUUCAAAGUUCAUUUGGAAAAUGGUGUCAUCCGUUCGUUGUCGGUGGAUGCCUCACUGACAAAUUACGAAGUUAAUCAAUUGAAAGUGAUCAUGAGUCAAUUCCAAGUUGAUUCCAGGGCACAAAAUCAAAUUCAAUUGAGUGAAAAUCAACUACCUGAAAAGUAUCACAGCACAGCUUUCUACAAGACAAUGGAACCACUUGUCACCGGAAAUUGCGAAACGGUCUACGAAAUUUCAGCAAUUCCAGACUAUCUCAUUCAAGCUCAUCCCGAAUGGAUUCCUGUGCCUGAAUUGAAAGGAGCAGGAGAUUUUAUUCAGAUAACCAAAUCCAGAAGUCAUGUUAAUUGUCAUGAAACUAGUGGCUACUUACUCGACAUGGCAGGUCGCAAAGAUUCGAACACAAAUGAAAUUCACCUAGUCCGAAUGAAUCUCAGUGCCAACCACAAUUUGUAUGUCACUGAAGAUAGACGCAUUGUGGUUUCUGGUUCCUUGGAACGAUACACCAUUCAAUCAUCAGUAACUUUCAAUAAAGUGAAUAACGUUCACGAUAACCGCCUAACCUUAACCGAUCUUGUCAAUGUAACACUAGAAUCUGUGGUAGAUACGACUGAUCGAUCUGGGUUUGCACCAGAAAAUCUGACGAAUCUAAAGAACACAGGAAAUUUGGUCUAUACUUUCGAUUUGGAAGCAAGUAUUGCACCCACAAAAAGCAAUCCACAACAACUCUUACUCUCAACGACUCCAACAAAUGAUACCAAUAUCACAGAAACUUGGUCAAGCUGCUGGACUGCAUUCCCGUCAGCAGGCUCUAUCUGCAAAAAUAAUUUUAGUCCCGAAUAUUCGAGCGUCAAUACGCGCAGUUGUGGCUUUCUCGGUUUGGGAAAGCAAGCCCUCUGCAAACUGUAUUUUCCAGGAUGUGUGGCCACACCCUGUUACUCGGUAUUCAUCCAUCAUACGGAAUUGUGUGGAUAUGCGUUCGGGAACGAAUAUCCGAGGACAAAAGGUGGUUUUGACGAUUGUGCACCAGGAUUUUACCGUGCGAGAUGUUGUACGGAACAAAGUACUCUUUCAUGAAAAUUUUUCGUUGUGACGCAUAAGCUUUGUAUAUCCACAUAAAUGAUCAUAAAUACAGUGAACAGAAA